UUCACAAUAAACUCGUUAUUGUGUAGAUACGUUUUGUUUUUAGACGAAUUCAGUUGAGCUACUUCGAAGCCUAGGUUAAUAAAUGUGUGCGAAUAACUUAUAGCAUUCAUAAUAUAACCACCUGUCGUUUUCGGUUUAAAUUUCAAUUUUAUAUAAGGACCAAGUGCAACGCAAACAGUUUAAGCGCGAGUUCAGAUUCCCCCUCCACUUCGAAGCUCACACCUUAAAACUUGUUUUUAGUUUGCCAAGUGGAGCAAAGUGCUUGUGCGUUUGUGUACACAUACAAACAUAUGUAAAAGACUUCAGAAAUUUCAACACACAAAUUGCACUGCAGAAGUAUUUGCAUUGAUAGUGAAGAUAUUUAAAUGAUAUAAUUUUACAGCGCAAACUGCUUACAAAUCACAGCCAUUAAAAUGGCACUGUGCAGUAUGCCGGGCAAGGGGAACAACCGUGAUCGCAUCCGGGAUCCCCGCGAGGAGAUCCUGCUCGAGACGAACUUCGAGGAUGAUGGCGGAGUCCUGACGCGCGCCUACAACGGAAAUCCGUACAAUCCGUCCAUCCAGAACCGAAGGCGGAACUCGUACCGCUCGGAUCACUCCUUGGACAGGUACACAGAGCGAGGUGGAGAAGGUGAAUGUUGCCAAUCAUGCAUGGCGCGAAUCCCCUACGCCACUCUCAUAGCCACUCUAAUGUGCCUCCUGGGAGUCGGAAUAUUCUGCUUCACCAUGUACCGAGGCGCCUCACUCACCGUCAUAAUGCUGGACCAGGUCUUUCAUCUGCGACUGAUCUGGAUCGAAGCGGUGCAGAUGAUAUUUGUAAUAAUCGGAGCUGGUAUGGCGGCCCUUGGGUUCAUGAUUCUUUUCGUCGGAUUUUUGGCCACCGGAGCCACCAGAUACAAGGUUUACAGGGCGUGGAGAUCGCGAGUAGGCGGUCGAAUCUCAUGCGCCGUUCUCAUGGGAAUAACGUACCUGCUAAACUUUGUCUGGAGCCUGAUCCUGUGCUUCCUGGUAGUGGUUACCUUCAUUUAUACAAUGUUCUGGAACAUGUGCUCGAGUGUAGAGCACUCUCAAAGCUGCAUUGAUCUGACCCAAUUCCAUUUUAUGUUUCCACCAAACACAAAAGCCGAAGAUAUGAAAGUCUGCGAAAAGUACGAGAUAAAGGCAUUCUGCAAAGACGGCGUGGAGAACGCUGAGGUCAUGUUCAUAUUGGCAACCCUAUCCACCCUCUUGGUGCUGCUCAGUCUGGUACAUUACCUGAUGUGCCUGUCGGCUAACUAUGCCCACAUUCGGGAUCACGAAAAGUUCCAGGAGCUGCAGGAAAUUCAAAACCUAAACGAGCUGGAGUACAGCGCUACUUCAAAGGAUCGAUUCUAGGACAUAUUUCAGAAGAUUCAAUUUGAGCUAAAAGAGAAGUCCAGCGCUAUUUGAGACAUUCGCGCUCCAUACAACGAACAGUGAACAAAAUUCCAUCGAAACCAACAUGCUAUAGCUAAGAUUUAUUAUUUAGGCCUAAGAUUAAAGUUGAGUUUGAAGAUUUGAAUGAUUAUUUAAUGAGUUACUGGAUUCAACUAUUAUUUAUAUCCGAAUAUCUUCAUAAAUUAGCAGUUCUGUGUCAAGUAAAAACUGCCAAUAGAGAAUAUCCCACUGAAAUUCAGAUUUUUAUAUUUUUGCACCCCUUAACUAAUAUUAGUUUUCCGUCCAUUACAUUAAGUUAGCUUACAUUCGCUUUUAUGUUUCCAUUUGUUAUCACCUUGCAAGCAAUAAAUCCAUACAAACAUAAAAGACAAAUGCUUAUGCUCAAAUUGAUUCUUCUGAAUUGCCGAAUGCAUUUUAUUAAAAUACGAAUACGUUAGUUAAUCGCAAAUUAUCAGUACAUAGCGUAAUCCAUCCGUGCAUGAUCUUUUAAGUCUGCACAAAUAUACUUUUCCAUGUGAAUAUUUCACUAUUGCAUCUACAACUUGAAAGCAAUACGAAUCCUGCCGUAGUAAUUCUGUAUAUGCGGUAACAUCAGUUUUAUAAGACAGUUUUUAUCUAAAGAUUGGACUAUGUGUAAGAAAAUGCACCUUGUGUUUAAUGUAUAAACGUACGUAAUAAUAAUAAUAUAUUUUCUACGACACUUUUCUAACCUCACACUUAUACAAAAAAGUAGGAUGACAUUAGAAUGUAGACUUUUAAAUAUGAAAUAAAAAAUUGAUUAAAAUCAAA
Drosophila ficusphila is the source of this 2204-nucleotide messenger RNA. It is a transcript of the gene M6, whose product is annotated as neuronal membrane glycoprotein M6-a. The transcript has 5 exons. The coding region runs from base 414 to 1373 and encodes 319 amino acids. Gene Ontology annotation, biological process: neuron projection development. NCBI's taxonomy places the organism in Eukaryota, Metazoa, Arthropoda, Insecta, Diptera, Drosophilidae. Gene Ontology annotation, cellular component: plasma membrane. The record is from RefSeq and is a predicted model, not a curated record.